This is a messenger RNA of Apis cerana (Asiatic honeybee), 5404 nucleotides long. Its product is annotated as integrator complex subunit 1 homolog. Lineage: Eukaryota; Metazoa; Arthropoda; Insecta; Hymenoptera; Apidae. The record is from RefSeq and is a predicted model, not a curated record. Gene Ontology annotation, cellular component: nucleus. Gene Ontology annotation, biological process: regulation of transcription by RNA polymerase II. Gene Ontology annotation, molecular function: RNA polymerase II cis-regulatory region sequence-specific DNA binding; DNA-binding transcription factor activity, RNA polymerase II-specific.
UGGAAUCUAUCUUUUCAGUGACUCGACAGUGUACGUUCAAUAUACGAAAUCGCUUUGUGCUUCUCGGAAAAUAAUAAACUGCCGUCGUCUACGUCAGACGGCGCAUUACUCGCUCAUUGUUCUUUCAUCAAAAAUACUCGCUUACUGGUUCACUUACGAUUGCUAUUAACUUUCUCUCACGCCAUUUCACUGUUUUUUACCUCAGCUGUUAGAAGCAAUACACUCUGUUUAGUGGGCUAUCAGUUACAUAAUAAUAACAAUGCUAUCAGAACGAACAAUACAUACGCGCACUUCCACUUAUAUAUCAACGAACAACUCUGGAACAUUGAGUUACUUGUUGUCGUUUUUAUUGUGAUUAUUCAUUGAAAAUUCAGUAAAAAAACGUGUUUCUAUUUGAAAACGAAAUUAUACUAAACAAUUAUUUUCUUUUGAAAGAAAAAAGAGAUUAUGAUGAUAGUAUUAGUAAUAAUAAGUAAUAAAUAAUAAUCAAACAGAAAUAUAAAAAAUAUAAAAAUUCGCACAGUAUUGUCAAGCAGGAAUUAUGUUGCAGGAAAAGUGAUGAGUAGUAAUGAUUGAAUCAAUGUGAGUGGCGCGAAUCAAAAACAUGAUAUAUACGUUUCGAAAUUGUUUAUAGUGAAUCACAUCAAUUUAUUGUAUAAAUAAAAUAAAAAUAAAAAUAAAAACGAAUAAGAGAUUAUAAAAAUAUAUUGUAUCAUAGUAACGUGCUCGAAUCAUUAUUUUGUGUAUAAAGUGAAGAUUUAUCGAAAUGAGAAAAUCGAUUUCUGUAAAGUUCGAUUGCAAAAAAUUUACAAAAAAUAAGUUUACAAAAGUUUAAAAAAAAAGGAAAAUGUUAUGAUGACAACUUUGUGACAUUGAACCGAAACAAUUGAAAUCGUAUUAUAAGAAACUCUGCAAAAAAAGGGAAAGAUAUGAAAAAGAUCUAUUAUUGAAAAAAGCAUCGAAAUAUAUAUUCGAGAACUAUAUACUAUGUAAAAUGAUGAAUACAUAAAAUCAUGAUUAGAUACGAAUGACGUUAAGCAAGAAUCGUAGAAUCAUGUAAACUGUAAAAGGAAUUGAUGUGAAUUUGCAUAUUAAUGUUGCCGAAUAAAGAGUGAAGAAUUAAAAGAGGAUCCGUGUGGAAUUUUUAUGAUUUAUCAUUGUACAUAAUCAAUUGUAUUUUGUAUGCAUGUGUUAUGUGGGCAAUGACUAUUUGCCGUUAAAUGUAUUAGUGAAAGAUAUCGUCAAACUUAUUUGCGUUAGUAUUAUUUACGUCAGCACCGGUUACUUAAGAUUUGCAUAGCAAACAGAUUGACGUAUUAAUAAGUAUAUAAAAGAGAAGUUGCGACUUUGUGUUUUAUCAUACUACUACAGAAUACUACAGAAAAAGAUAAAGUGUAUGUAAGUCUUUUUUUAUUACUUCUGUAAAAAAGAAAGAGAGAAGAGAAUAGAGCAAGAUAUGUAGACAAUAGAGCAAAUGUAGAGCUUAAAAUAGAAAAAUGACUUCGGUUUAAACUUCGCCUCAAGGAAACAAACAAAUGAAGAGGAAUCGAAGAGACCUUUUCAAUUUUUUCAAGGAAAUUAUUAUUGUGCUCUUGUGAUAUGUUUCUAUAAAUCUGACAGUGUCAUGUUCAUGAUUAUAUAACAUAAAAAGAGAAAUUUACAUUGUGGCGAUGACAGAUCAACAAUUGACAAAUAACAACAAUAAUAAUAAUAACAAUAACAACAACAAUAACAAUAAUAAUGGCGAACAAAAUUACUUGCAUAAAAAAUUCAAAAAAAUCGCAACGAUCGAGUUUACAUUGACAACAGAACCGAAGAAGAACAACAACAACAGUUUUUCAGAGUCAACGAAAAGAAAGAAUUUCAGAGAAUCGUCGAAAGACUCGAUCGAGAUCUCCCUGGAAUCAGCGGAAGAAAAAUCAGCAAUGUCAAGGAAAAAUGGUUAUGUAUGCCCUUGUUGCAGAUUAUCGUGUGCAAAACCAAAUGUCCUACAAAAACACAUCAGAGUUCAUACAAAUGAAAAACCAUACCCUUGUAUGCCUUGUGAAUUCGCAUUCAAGACUAAGAAUUUUUACAAGCAUUGCAGAUCUUGCACUCACGUCCUCAAAAGGGAAGGUGAUGCUAGCAAGAUAUCGGAGAAUUCAGACGUAAAUUUGUCCGACAGCAUGAGCAAAGAUAGCAGCACAUCAUCACCUUUAUCUUCUACAAUGACAAACUUAAAAACUAUUAAAGUUGAAAAAAUUUACAAGCCAAAAUUUCAAACAGCAUUACAAUACGCCAACAAUAACAUUGAAACGUCUUUCCUCUCCUUCACUUCUGCGAAUAGUUCUUCCUCAAUGACAGUUAUUGUUGUGCCAAAAUUAAAUCCCAAGUAUCAAAUACAAAAGCAUAUUGAUAAAAUUAUCACGGACAAUCAUAUAAUCAUCGAUACAAUGGAUCCACGAUUACACAAAUUGAUCCAAAGACAACAAAGUCUCGUGAAAACGAAGCAAUUCAUCGAUCAACCGUUGAAUCUCUCUUCUGCGAAAGGAUCUUUGAGGAAACGAUGUUAUAACGAGAGCUUCGUUCAACAAUGCAAAGUUUGUCCCAACGAAUCAAAACAUGGUUCUAUAAUCAAAAAUCUUUUAUUGAAAAAUCAAAAUUCAUGUCAGAAAAGUAAAGCUGAGAAUGAAAAUUAUUAUUGUUCCUCUUUUGACGUACCGGAUAUUCUCGAUAUCCAUCGUAAAUAUCAAUUGGAAAUCAAGAAAGGAGAAUCCAAUUUAAAUUCAAAGUCUUCCGAUUAUUAUAGCAAUUUACAAUGCCUCUCUUCUUCUGAUUCUCUUCUAUGCAAUACGAGACUAAUUGACACGUAUAUAUCGCCCGUGAAGAAACAUAAAUCAGAAUUCGUACCGACUACGUUACAAUCUCUCGAAGAACUGUAUAUAAAUUCGUUACAAAUGUUCGGCGAAGAAGUUAGAAUAUUGAAUAAUACUGGUGAAAGUAAGACGAUGAGAAUCGAAUCACAAUCAAUAAAUUCUCAAACAGAUAAAGAGAUCGUGAGCAACAAAUGCAUUACUUCUGAGAUUGCUUCGGUAGUCAGAUCAGAUUUCCAUUCAGGAGGUACGAUGGUAUACAAACCACCAGUUUUCACUUCAAGUUCCUUCAUAUCUUUGUCAAAUGUGCCGAAAAUAUUGACUUCUGUCAUACCAAAUAUAUCAAGUACAAUAAAAUCCAUAAAUUUAACAAAAACAGAAAAAUCUGAAACAAAACUGAUGAAAAACAAGGACGUGUCCUCUAAAGAAAAGACCAAACCAAACAAAUUCUCGAGGCCCAUUUUGUUAUCGUUGAAACCAAGCACGUUCACAACAAAGAAACAUCACGGAAUCACUGCUACGGCAAACAUACUUUCGCUUAUAAGUCCGGAAACUCCACGACCGAAGAAAUCUUAUGGACAGCUUUACCUGAAUGGACAUGCUCAUACAUAUCUUGGCCUGAAAUGCUCGACCAGAGUAUUCUACUGCACUCUGAACAAACCGCAACCAAUGUACAUCACGCAACAAUAUGGUUUAUCCAUGUACUCGAAUUGGAAAAUAUGUAAAGAAGCGCCACCAGACAUUAACAUGACGCAUUAUAAUUCGAGUCAUAGAUUGAUUAAUUAUACGAUUGCGUGGAAAAAACAAGAAGAUAUUCUAACACAUUCCUCGCACAGACCUAUUAAUAGUUUGGACAAUGGUUUGAAUAGCGAUAUGAAAGAAAAAUCGAGAAGAGUCAAGAUGGUCGAAGAAAAUUUGGAAAACAAUGAAGUCUAUAUGUCAUAUGUUAAAGAAAAAGGUAAAGAAAUAUUAUCAUUUUUAUCUAUUAUGUUUCUUUUAUAGAAAAAAAUAUUUAGAAUUUUUGUUUUAAAUAAGAUAUUAUAAAUUCUCAUGAUUAAGUUUCUCAUAAUGAGUUUCAAAUUAUUUGUUUAUUACAUAAGAGAUCUAUUAAGUCACAAACGAAGUUCUUGCAUUAAAUAGGUUUGCAUCUAAUUAUAUCAAAUGUGUCAUAUUUAGAAUUUUAUUUAAUAAAUUGUCUAAAAUAAAUUAUUCAAAUUAUUAAUCGUAUAACAAUAUAGAUUAAGUUAUUCUGUUUUUGUAUAUAGAUUAUACAAUAAAGAUCAUCAAUAAUAUUUCGCAUAAAAUAAAGGAUAAAAAACAAAAUUAAAUAUAUUUAAAAUUAAGUAAAAAUAUUCAAUUUUAAUCAAAAUUAUCAAUUAUAAUUUAAUAAUAUUAACAUUCAUGGGUUUUUAAUAUUCAUAUUGUAAUUUUUAUUUUAUUUUUUAAUAAAAAAUUCAAAAAAAUUAGCCAGAUUAUUAUAAAUAUUAUUAUUAUAAAUGUAUUAUUAAUAUCGUUAUUAUAGAAAAAAAGGAAAUGGAUAUCUAUUUUAUUGAUAAUUAUUAAUAAUUAUUAAUAGUUAUUUUAUUGAUAAUUUAUUAAUAAUUUUAAAAAUUAUUAUUUUUUGUCAUUUAAGAUAUAAUUUUAUUUGAAGAUAUAAUUUUUUAAUAAUAAAAUAAUUGGAAUUUUAUAAUUUUUUACUUUUCAUUUCAAUAAUUAAAAGAUAUUAAUUAAUUUUAAUUAUUACAAACAAAAAAUAAGGGAAAAUAAUAAGAAAUUUAACUUUGCAUAUUUUGAAUUAUAUUUGACAAAAUUUUGUUAUGGUUAAAAUAUUUCUUAAGCUUGAGAAAAAAAUAUUAAAAUCAUUAUCAAUACAUUUAAUUUUUAUUCUAAUUUUAUUAAAAUUUUUCUCAAAAUAUUAAAAGUUUUCAUAUUUAUGGAAAAAAAUAUGUAAAAUAAAAAAAUAUAAAAGAAACCAUUGUUAUUUUAAUUUUUUUCUUCAAAUUGAAUAUUGAAAAAAAAUAAAUUCAUUUCUAUAGAUAAAAAUUAAAAAAUCAUAAAAAUAUAUUGAUUUUCUUGGAUUAUUAUUGGAUUGUUUAUAUUUGGAUAUUUUCUGUGAAUUCUUUACUUUUAUCAUAUCACGUUGAUUUUUCUCAAAGAUAUUUAUAUUAUUAAAAAAAAAUAAAUUAAAAAAAAAAAAAAUUUCAUUCAUUUUCGAAAAUUUCAUAAAAUGAAAUUACAUACAUAUGCACAAUUUAACAUAUGUUUUAAUGUAUAUAUUUAUCUAAUAUACAUGUUUUUAUAGUUAACAAAACGGUACAUCAAUUUGUAAUAUUUAAUAUUUAGAAGUAAUAAGACAAUAAAGAGGUAAUAUUCGUUUUUAAACACACACACACACACACGAAUAACUUAUUUAUUAAACACGUAUAAAUAUAAAUAUAAUAACUAUACAUUAAAAAUAUAUAAUAUUCAUAUAUAUAAUCAUAUAUAAUUAUUAAUUAUAAUUAAAAAUUAUAAUUAAUAAUAAAAAUUGUAAUUAAUAUUAAUUAUAAAUA